Molecule: messenger RNA, 2515 nt
Organism: Humulus lupulus (European hop)
Lineage: Eukaryota; Viridiplantae; Streptophyta; Magnoliopsida; Rosales; Cannabaceae
Product: leucine-rich repeat extensin-like protein 2
Exons: 1
Coding region: 116-2332 (738 amino acids)
Molecular function (GO): protein binding
Source: RefSeq, a predicted model, not a curated record
UAUGGGUAGAGGCACUCUGUCCAAAAGCUCCCGUUGAAGACAGUGCAAGUCUCUCUCUCUUUCUCUCUAUAAAGUAUCAUCGUCAUCUUCUUCUUCUUCAUGUGAUUUUGCCCCAAUGUCUAGGCCUUCUCAUCCUCCCAUUGGUGGCGGUGGUUCUUUCUUCCUUCUUCUCUGCUUGGUCGUUUUCCUUUUUCAGACCAGUUCAGCUCAAACCCAAAACGACGCCGUAGAUCCAGACCUUCUCACCUUCGAAAACCCAAGUAUUAAACAAGCUUACAUAGCUCUCCAAGCAUGGAAGUCAGCCAUUUUCUCUGACCCAUUUAACUUCACAACAAACUGGAAUGGCUCCAACGUUUGUUCAUACAUGGGUGUCUACUGUGCGCCGUCGCAGGCCAACUCUUCCACACGUGUCGUCGCCGGAAUCGAUCUCAACCAUGCUGAUAUCGCCGGCUACCUCCCCUCCGAACUGGGUCUCCUCACAGACCUAUCUUUGUUCCACAUUAACUCGAACAGGUUUUGCGGUAUCGUUCCGCUGAGUUUUCGUCGUUUGAAGCUUCUUCACGAGCUCGAUAUCAGUAACAACCGGUUCGUCGGAAAGUUCCCUAAGGUGGUUCUCUCACUACCUUCGCUUAAGUAUUUGGAUCUUCGUUUCAACGAGUUCGAAGGCUCUGUUCCUUCUAAACUCUUUGAUAAAGAUCUCGACGCUAUAUUCUUGAACGACAACAGGUUCAGAUUCGGUAUACCGAAGAAUCUCGGGAACUCACCGGUUUCCGUACUGGUUUUUGCGAACAACGAUCUCGGCGGGUGUAUUCCGGGGAGUAUUGGUAAGAUGGCGAAGACUUUGAACGAGAUCAUUCUGUUGAACGAUAAUCUCACCGGUUGUUUGCCACCCCAGAUCGGGCUUUUGAAGAAUCUUAACGUGUUCGACGUUAGCUUCAACCAGCUUCAGGGUCCGUUGCCGCCGACAAUCGGAAACAUGAGGAGCUUGGAGGAACUCGACGUGGCUCAUAAUAAGUUCACCGGUGUGAUUCCGGACACGAUUUGCAAGCUGCCUAGAUUGCAAAACUUUACUUAUUCUUUCAACUACUUCACAGGCGAAGCUCCUUCUUGCGCCGCCGUAUCCGGCGGUGGUAAAAGUGUGGUCUUUGACGGUAGUAAGAAUUGUAUUGCUGGUAAGCCUGAUCAACGAUCUGCUAGGCAAUGUGCUUCUGAUUCUGCUCGUUCAGUUGAUUGUAGAAAGCUCAGUUGUGACGCCACUGGCGGUGGUUCUCCUAAGCCUAUUCCGAAGAAAAAGCCUCAGCCAGUUCCUAAACCCCCGGUACCGAAACGGGCUCCUGCGCCUAGACCAUUUGUGGCUCCGUCGCCUCCACCGCCUACUUCGGCGUCUUCUCCCUCGAUUAGAUGGAGGUCUCCGCCGCCAUCACAGUCUACCCCAAGUAGCAAAGCGUCGCCGCCUCCUCCCAAGACGUAUCAUUCACCGGCUUCACCCCCUCCACCAACUUCAAGAAUGUCUCCAACAACACACCAUGCUCCGCCUCCUCCGACAACCACCAAAUCUCCUCCGUCCAAUCAUUACCAUUAUUCUUCCCCACCUCCACCGCCAACUUCAAGAGUAUCCCCAACGACUCGCCUUCCUCCUCCACCCCCACCGAUGACCACCGAAACUCCUCCAUCAAAUCAUUACCAUUAUUCUUCCCCACCACCACCACCACCAUCUCCGUCGAGUCAUUACCACUACUCUUCCCCACCACCGCCGCCGCAGCAUUAUGAGGUACCAAGCUAUAAACCCCAUUCUCCACCACCACCACCACCCACUCAUUACAGCUACUCAUCGCCGCCACCACGCACUCAUUACACCUACUCAUCGCCGCCGCCACCUCCAUCAAGCGAGCACUAUCCAGGCUCUCCGCCACCCCCUACGCCAUCUUACGAGCAUUACUCCAAAGCCCCACCACCACCAUCUCCACCACCUUCAACACCAAGUUACACCGCUAACUCACCGCCACCACCAUCUCUUCCUCCUCCGACGCAUGAGCAUUACUACAAAGCUCCACCACCGCCAUCUCCAACGCCGGAAGCCGGAACUCCUCCGCCGCAGUCAUCGUCUCCUCCUGGUGGUUGCGAAACACCAGUACAAUCACCACCACCACCAUCACCACCACCAAUAAGUCAUCACGAACACCCUGUCGUGACACCAAACCCACCUCCGGAAUCACAUUACGAGCAUUCAAGUCCUCCUCCUCCGACGCCGUCAUAUGAUAACACUCCUCUUCCACCCAUUGUAGGAGUGUCGUACGCUUCUCCUCCUCCCCCUGUAAUUCCCUACUACUAAUCAUUUUUAAAUUUUUUAUAUUUAUAUUUUCAUGAUCGAUCGAGAUGAUCAAGAUCAAUGGCUACAUUUUCGGUUUGUAAUUUAUUUGUUUGAAAAUUAAGAUAAGAAAACAAACUUGUAAUUCUUUUGUUGUAACAUUAAAAUGAUUGCGCAACGUUACAUUUUCUGGGUCGCAGGAAAAUA